Molecule: messenger RNA, 1899 nt
Organism: Penicillium subrubescens
Lineage: Eukaryota; Fungi; Ascomycota; Eurotiomycetes; Eurotiales; Aspergillaceae
Product: putative RING finger domain protein
Exons: 4
Coding region: 260-1588 (442 amino acids)
Biological process (GO): protein ubiquitination
Molecular function (GO): ubiquitin protein ligase activity
Source: RefSeq, a predicted model, not a curated record
GCUUUUUGCAUUGGCCUUGAUAGAUCGACCGAGGCAACUGCAGCCAGUGCAGGUACAUCAGAUAGCUCGUUUGACCUGCUGCCCCGCGCCUGAUAAGACAAUGACUCGUGACUACGCGCCUCAACGUCCGGCGACCUAAAACCUCCAGCAAACUUCUCCAUCCUUUGUUUAUCUCCUUUUCUCACCUUACUUUGUUGCCACGUGCUUAUCUUCUUCUUGCGACUCCUCUUGCCCCUCUUCGCGCCUUCUCCCGGCUAAUAUGGCCGACCAAGGCGAUCGUGUCUUCUGCCAUGCUUGUGGCGGAGUUUGGCUGCUUGACACCGGAGAAGACGGACAUGAUAACAGCCAGACGUGUCCACACUGCGAAUCCGAUUUCACGGAGAUUAUUGAAAUCCCCCCCGAUAGCCCUCAGCCUGAACCCGCAGCCGAGCCUCAUUUGCCCUCAGUAAAUCCGUGGGCGGAUCAUAAUCCGUGGGCUCAACAAGAAUCAACACGACCGCAGACAUCCGGCUGGAUGGAGUCCGGAUCCCCUGGCUACUCCCACCGUUCGUAUCGGUCCCCCGAUGGCCGGUUCACGUUUAGUAGCACCACGAUUGGUGGCGGGUACUCAUCGCGCCAAGAUGCUCAGCCAAACCCGAUGCUCCCGUUCAUGGUGCAGAGUCUAGAUACGUUGUUUCAAGGACUGGCGGGGACGCAUGAUGGCCAUCAGACACAGCGGGGCCCAGGGAUGAAUGUUCACCCCUACCCUCAUGCAGCGGGCAUGCGAGAGCCGGAUGUCAUGCAUGAUCCAUUCCAAGCCGAGGACGAGCAUGCCAGACGCCACGAAGGACUAUAUCCCCACGACACGAACGGUCCGCAGGAUAUGACAGCUCCUUUGCAGACCUUGGCCGACCUUCUUGAAGCUUUCCAAGGAAUCAGCGGAGCUCAGAGAGGCACCGCCAGAAACCCCGCCGAGAACCCGUUUGCUAUGCUUUCGGCUCUCAUGAGAAAUAACGAUGCCGUGUAUUCUCAGGAAGAGCUCGAUCGGGUCAUAUCGCAACUAAUUGAUCACACCCAGCAAGGCACGGCUCCACCGCCGGCAUCAGAUACUGCUAUCCAGUCACUUCCCAAGAAGAAAAUGACUCCGCAGAUGAUGGGAUCGGACGGCAAGGCGGAGUGCUCGAUUUGCAUGGAUCCCGUGGAACUCGACACCGAGGUGACAGUGCUGCCCUGCACCCACUGGUUCCAUUUCGACUGCAUCAAGGCGUGGCUGAGCCAGCACAACACCUGUCCGCACUGCCGACGAAGCAUCGAUUUGCCUGGCGUCACAAGCACAAAUACCGGGGCUGGCACCAGCGAGAACCCGGUCGUGAUCCCUGACAGCCCGCCCGCCUCGCCUCAGAGACAACGCCGCCGCUCAUCCCCAUUCACUUCUCGCAGCAUCCGCAGCGCUCGAUCUUCCAUAUCGAGAUCAAGCCACAACUCAACUUCCCCAGAGAUGGGAGGUGAGUCUGGCACUCGGCGGGGAAGUCGAAGCGAAAGCUCGCGGGGAGGAAUAACAGGUUGGGUCUGGAGUCGAUUUGGUGGUGGUGGUGGUGCCAGCAGCUGAACUAAUAAAAUAUUAUGAAGAGUACGAUAUGUAGCGUUUCGAGACUGUUUUUUCUUCUUUGGGACACUGGUAUCCGGGGCUUCUUUCGGUGACAUGGGGUUUCCUUAUCUUGUUUUUGUUCCGGCUCACAUUUCAUACCCCUUGUUUUUUCUAGCCAUCUACAUCUUCACCUACCUGGGCGGGUUCUUUUUGUGUCAUGGCUGGUCCUUCACAUUUUUCUUUCUACAUGUGUACAUAUUCCCUUGUUUUUAUCUUACUGAGACCCCUUCACUAGUUAUGGAUUGGUAAAGAUGAGAGCCACUUACUCAGCC